AUGGAAUUCUGUUCUUUUUUGAUGCUUGCAAAGAUAGGAUUUCAUGAAGGCUUGCUUUCCAGUGAGCAAGGUGCCUACAUUGCAGAGUCUAUCGCUGCUAAAAACAUGAAACAAGCGAAGAGCCGUUUUCGGAUGUAUGAGGAUGCCACAGAUCAUGGUGGUUCUAAUCAUUCUGCAAAAGUAGAGCCAGCCAAUGGUUGUACAGGUGAAAGGGAAACUGGGAAGUCUGCAAAGAAACUUGAUAAAGGAAGGACUGCAAAAGAGGAGGCAUCCAAACGUGAGAAGUGGACGGAACUUUCUCUCGCAGUCACUGUUUCGUCCUCUGGCUGCAAAUUUGAGCUUGAGAUUGCAAGGGAAGCUGCCCCAUUUGUGGAUCCUGCUGUUUUGGUGGAAACUUAUGAACAAGAGGAAUGUGUCGAUGAUCUUGAAGGGGAUGAUCGGAUUCAAUCUGCGCUUGCUCACAUUGUGACGCACGCACUUUUGAAGAUGCUCCUGGACCUGGUCUUUUAA
This is a messenger RNA of Prunus armeniaca (apricot), 510 nucleotides long. NCBI's taxonomy places the organism in Eukaryota, Viridiplantae, Streptophyta, Magnoliopsida, Rosales, Rosaceae. The record is from the annotation of a GenBank genome assembly.